This is a messenger RNA of Xiphias gladius (swordfish), 2599 nucleotides long. RefSeq names its product forkhead box F1 (gene foxf1). The transcript has 2 exons. Gene Ontology annotation, molecular function: RNA polymerase II cis-regulatory region sequence-specific DNA binding; DNA-binding transcription factor activity, RNA polymerase II-specific. The record is from RefSeq and is a predicted model, not a curated record. Bases 298 to 1440 code for a protein of 380 amino acids. NCBI's taxonomy places the organism in Eukaryota, Metazoa, Chordata, Actinopteri, Istiophoriformes, Xiphiidae. Gene Ontology annotation, cellular component: nucleus. Gene Ontology annotation, biological process: animal organ morphogenesis; regulation of transcription by RNA polymerase II.
GCACGACAACACAGCAACUGAAGUGGAAAGUGGCUCCUGUUCUGCUCCUCAUCCCAUUUCGGACGCUGCGUACGAGGCGGUCCGGCUUCAGACUGCUGCACGGCUGAAUCGACAGAGUUAAGAAGACAGUCUCGCCUUCGGCUUGUGCGUUAAGUUUGCCUACGUUUGACUUUUUUUUUUUUUUUUUUUUUUUCUCGACUCUUUAUGCCAGCGAACUAGCAUCCAACUUCCCAGUGUUUAUAGGUGGAAGGUGGAAAGUAACCAUUUAUUUACCAUCUCGAAGACUUCAUUUUACUAAUGACGGCAGAGGUCCAGCAGCCCCCAGCUCAGACUCCUGCCCAGAGCAGCCCGAUGUCUGCUCCGGAGAAGCCGCACGGACAGACGGCGGUGAUGGAAACCGCCUCCUCCACAACGAAGACCAAAAAGACAAACGCAGGGAUCCGUCGACCAGAGAAACCCCCGUAUUCUUACAUAGCUUUAAUAGUCAUGGCUAUCCAGAGUUCUCCAACUAAGCGCCUGACGCUCAGUGAAAUAUACCAGUUCCUGCAGAGUCGCUUCCCGUUUUUCAGAGGCUCGUACCAGGGAUGGAAGAACUCCGUGCGUCACAACUUGUCCCUGAACGAAUGCUUCAUUAAACUGCCCAAGGGCCUCGGCCGGCCGGGCAAGGGCCACUACUGGACUAUCGACCCGGCUAGUGAGUUUAUGUUCGAGGAAGGCUCAUUCAGAAGGAGACCCAGGGGUUUUAGGCGCAAGUGCCAGGCGCUGAAGCCCAUGUACAGCAUGAUGAACGGCCUGGGAUUCAACCACAUCCCCGAGUCCUACAACUUCCAGGGGAGCGGCGGGGGGCUAUCCUGUCCGCCCAACAGCUUGUCUCUGGACAGUGGGAUUGGGAUGAUGAAUGGACACUUGGCAGGUAACAUGGAGGGGAUGGGUCUGUCCGGGCACUCCAUGUCACACUUGUCAACCAACAGUGGACAUUCCUACAUGGGAAGUUGUACAGGAUCCACUGGGAGUGACUAUCCCCAUCACGACAAUUCCGCCUCCCCUCUGCUCACCAGCGGGGGAGUCAUGGAGCCUCACCCCGUCUACUCGAGCUCAGCCUCGGCGUGGGCUCCAGCCCCCACGGCCUCGUUGAACAACGGGGCUUCCUACAUUAAGCAGCAGCCCCUGUCUCCUUGUAACCCAGGGGCGAACCCGCUGCAGCCAAGCUUGCCCACGCAUUCCCUAGACCAACCUUACCUGCACCAGAACGGGCACAGUACCACAGAUUUACAAGGUAUUCCUCGGUACCAUUCCCAGUCUCCCAGCAUGUGUGACCGAAAGGAGUUCGUCUUCUCGUUCAACGCCAUGACGUCCUCGGCGAUGCACUCACCGGGCAGCAGCUCGUACUACCACCACCAACAGGUCUCCUACCAGGACAUCAAGCCCUGCGUCAUGUGAUGCCCCCCGCGGACGAUCCGCAGACCGGAGGACGGCGUCGCGGACCCGGGCCGGUGCGGCAGAGUGAACUGAGACGAGAACGAACGAGUAAAUAACCACUGAGACGCGUGGCGGCGUGCCCCGGCCCUGGAGAGUGCCCUCUGCUUCAAGUAGACCCGGACUACUUUUCUGUACGGUUUUUACACAGCGACAAAAGACACGGAGACAGGCCAAUCACAAAGCAACCACCUAAUAAUAAUAUAUAAUAAUAAAAACUUUUUCAUGCCGUCAACAUCGACCAGCGGGGUAAAGACUGGGCGUAUGAAACCCUGCUGCUGUUUGGUACUUAGUCCUGCAGAGCGGAUGACUACCACUUCACACCUUUGUUCAUGUUUAUUCUUCUUGUUAAAGUAGGCCAAUGUAAAAAUGCACACUCUCGUUUUCUCCGUCUGAAGUUUGUUCUCUUCUUUUCUUUGACAAAUUAGACUGAGGCUCUUUUUUUUUUCUCUCUAUCUUUUUGUUUUUUUGGACAUACAUACCAGCGUUGAAUUUGAAAUGAACAAUUAUGGACAUUACACAUAUACUGUAGGUCCAUAUAUACUGUGUAAAAAAAAACGAUGAAGGCACUUUUUGAAUAGCCUAUAAGCGCAACUUUUUAUUUAUUCUGUAGGCCUACAUAUUUUAAUUUCAGGCGAAUUGGCCAAGGAGGUAUAUGCUUUAUUGGCAAUAUUUGUCAGAACGCUUAUUAUUUGUUUUAAAAUGAAAAUUGAGAAUAUAUUGUAAGCACUGUUAUGUCGUUUGUGUUAGAUAUAUGUAGACCAUUACUUUCAGCACUGUAUACUUAUAUAUUGUUAGGAAAAGUAGCGAGGGUCCACCAGUGAGGGCUAAUCUUAAAGGCUAUAUUACAACAAAUCAUUUGUAAGAAAUAAAAUAUAUCUGUUGGGCUGUUUGAGCCUGAAUCCACAAAAACCAGACAUAUUUCGAUUUAAUCACACACUUAUAAUCUCUGGCAAUUUUUUUUUUUUUUGGGAGGGGGGGCGUUGCAAACAUAUAUGCCACUAAAACUGAAAAUCUCUGUAGAUUUCAAGACAGUGAUCGUUACAACACAAUCAACCCAAAAUUAGCAGUAUUUCAAGAGUGAGUCAAUUUGUGCCCUUACUGAAAAAAAAAACCAAAACAA